This is a messenger RNA of Cryptomeria japonica (Japanese cedar), 585 nucleotides long. RefSeq lists its product as uncharacterized. NCBI's taxonomy places the organism in Eukaryota, Viridiplantae, Streptophyta, Pinopsida, Cupressales, Cupressaceae. Bases 1 to 585 code for a protein of 194 amino acids. The record is from RefSeq and is a predicted model, not a curated record. The transcript has a single exon.
AUGUCUUUUGAGUUGAACAAUGCAUUUUUGACCAACCUAUGUAUUUCUGGAGAUGGAAUUGUUGGUAUUGCGGGUGCUACUGAUACUACUAAUGGAAUUAUUAGUUAUGUCGAUGCUGCUGGUGAUGCUGAUACUGUUAAUGGCAUUAUUGUUGUUGUUGAUGUUGCUGGUACUGCUGAUACUGCUGAUGGUGUUAUCGGUUAUGUUGAUGCUGGUAGUGAGAUUAUAGGUGUUGUUGGUGGGCUUAUUAGUGUUGUAGGUAAGAUUAUUGGUGCUGUUGGUGGGAUUAUUGGUGAUGUUGGUAUUGCAGGUAUUGUUGAUGGGAUUGGGGGUGCUGCUAGUGGGAUUAUUGGUGCUAUUGGUGCUGUUAUUGGUGUUGUUGGUGUUGCUGGUACUGUCGAUGGGAUUGGGGGUGUUGCAGAUGGGAUUAUUGGCGUUCUUGGUAGUACUGAUGCUACUGAUGGGAUUAUCAGUGUUGUCGGUGGAGUUGGUGGGAUUAUGGGAACCGUAGGUGUUUGUAUUGCUGAUGGGAUUGAGGGUGCUGCAGAUAUAAUUAAGGAUGGCCUCCUUAGAGUAAUUGGUUGA